Cheilinus undulatus (humphead wrasse) is the source of this 767-nucleotide messenger RNA. Its product is annotated as troponin I, fast skeletal muscle-like. Bases 140 to 652 code for a protein of 170 amino acids. The transcript is spliced from 7 exons. The record is from RefSeq and is a predicted model, not a curated record. Gene Ontology annotation, cellular component: troponin complex. Gene Ontology annotation, biological process: muscle contraction. Lineage: Eukaryota; Metazoa; Chordata; Actinopteri; Labriformes; Labridae.
AGGGGAUCCAUAUCCAUAUCUGAGCCCUCACAUAUAUAUACACCCCUGGGAGGACUUCUUCACACCGCCCCUGGCCACUGUGUCCUCCACCUCGGCUGCCCGUCUUCGUCGUAGGCUGUGAAGAAAAGAAACCGCCAUCAUGUCUGACAAAAAGAUGACUUCGAGCCGCAAGCAUCAUCUGAAGAGUUUGAUGCUCUCCAUUGCGGCGAACUGGAUUGUACAGGAGAAAAAGGACAUCGCAAAAGCCAAAGAGGACUACAUGUCUGAGAACUGCCCCAGACCCAGCCUGAGCGGAGACCACGCCGGACUCAUGGAUACCUGCAGAAAGCUGCACGCUCUCAUCGACAAAGUGGAUGAGGAGAGGUACGACUUGGAGGCCAAGGUGGCCAAAGCCGAUAAAGAGAUUGAAGACCUGAAGAUCAAGGUGGUGGACCUCGCUGGCGUGAAGAAGCCCGCCCUGAAGAAGGUGCGUAUGUCCGCUGACGCCAUGCUGAAGGCUCUGCUGGGCUCCAAACACACGGUGAACCUGGACCUGAGGGCCAACCUGAAGCAGGUCAAGAAGGAGGUCAAAGAGGAGCCGGCGGAGGCGGUGGGCGACUGGCGUAAGAACAUUGAGGAGAAGGCUGACAGGAAGAAGAUGUUCGAGUCUUAAUAGAGAAAACAACUCCAGCCUUUUUAGUCGCUCUGAGCUGUUAGCACUUUUUAUGGAAUUUAUGGAUUUUUGCACUCAAAAAUGACCUUUUGUUUCAUUAAAUCUGUCGGUUUCA